Messenger RNA from Arachis stenosperma, 405 nucleotides. RefSeq names its product cysteine proteinase inhibitor 5-like. Gene Ontology annotation, molecular function: cysteine-type endopeptidase inhibitor activity. The coding region runs from base 1 to 405 and encodes 134 amino acids. Lineage: Eukaryota; Viridiplantae; Streptophyta; Magnoliopsida; Fabales; Fabaceae. The record is from RefSeq and is a predicted model, not a curated record. The transcript has a single exon.
AUGAUGAGAACUAAUUGCCUUAUUGUCAUGCUCUUUCUCUUUCGCUUUGCUCCACUCUACUCCGACGCCUUGGCCGACACAGCCACCACCCGGCGAGGGUCAGCAUCGCUUAUGAGUCCAUUGAUUCCUGUGAAUUUGGAUGUGAACGAGCCAGAGGUGAUUGAGAUAGCGAAUUUUGCAGUGAGCGAGCAUAACAAGAGAUCUAAUCCGAUGCUGAAACUAUCACAGAUCCUUAGUUGUACAAAAUUAUAUCUCACAAUUGGAGCCUCCUACUCCCUUCAGCUGCUGGCACAUGAUGGCUUCGAGACUCUCAAUUACUCCGCUCGAGUAUUUCAUCAAACCUCCAUCUUUAAUUCCUCCUAUCAACUCCGAAGCUUUGAACUUGUUCCUCCCCCUCUUCAGUAA